This is a messenger RNA of Cryphonectria parasitica EP155, 1470 nucleotides long. Its product is annotated as metal-dependent protein hydrolase. The transcript has a single exon. Bases 140 to 1219 code for a protein of 359 amino acids. The record is from RefSeq and is a predicted model, not a curated record. NCBI's taxonomy places the organism in Eukaryota, Fungi, Ascomycota, Sordariomycetes, Diaporthales, Cryphonectriaceae. Gene Ontology annotation, cellular component: cytoplasm; nucleus.
GGAGAGUUCUGUUCUGCCCUACUUCUUGCUACAUUAUUUUCUUGAAACCAAUUUCUUGCAGGACAAGCAGCAAGAUCAUCACCUUACCCCAAGAGCUUCGUUUCGUUCCAUGCUCCGUUGCAACCUGCCGCUCUACAAGAUGGCAGAAUCAGCAGCUAAGCGUCUCAAGACAGACGCGACCUCCGCCGUGACGAUCGGCACCCACAACGGCCACUUCCAUGCCGACGAGGCCCUCGCCGUGUACAUGCUGCGGACACACGUCCCGCGGUACCAAGGCGCCCAGCUCAUCCGUACCCGCGACCCAGCCGUGCUAGCGACCUGCGACACCGUGCUCGACGUCGGCGGCGAGUACGACGCCGCCCGCAACCGGUUCGACCACCACCAGCGUGGCUUCACGACCACCUUCCCCGGCCGUGACACGAAGCUGAGCUCCGCGGGACUGGCCUACAUGCACUUCGGGAAGGAGAUCAUUACCAGCAGGCGCGGCGCUGCGAGCGAGGGUACGGACAGCGACUUCAGCACCGUGGAGCUGCUGUACAAGAAGAUCUACGAGAGCUUUGUGGAGGCCGUCGACGCCAACGACAACGGCAUCAGCGUAUACGACCCGCAGGGCGUGGAGGCCGCCGGUCUGAAGAAGAAGUUCUCGGACGGCGGGUUCACCCUGGGUGCGAUGGUGAGCAGGCUGAACCCCAAUUGGAACGAUCCCACGCCGAGCGACCCCGUGGAGGCGCAGGCACUUGAGGAUCAGAAGUUUGAGGUUGCCAGCCAGCGCAUAGGCGAGGAGUUUGACCGGGACCUGGACUACUACGUCACGAGCUGGCUGCCCGCGCGCUCUCUGGUAGAGAAGGCCUUUGGCGAGAGGGGCCAGUACGACCCACAGGGCCGAAUCAUGGUGCUGUCGGGUCAGUCGUGCCCCUGGAAGGACCACCUCUAUAUGCUGGAGGAGGAGGCCAAGGAGGCCGGAAGGGUUCUCUACGUGCUGUACCCCGAGAAGCCGACUCCAGGCGCAAAGUGGAGGGUGCAGACCGUACCUGUCACCAAGGACUCCUUUGAGAGCCGCAAGGCGCUGCCCAAGGAGUGGAGGGGCGUCAGGGAUGAGGAGCUUGACAAGGUGUCUGGCGUUCCAGGCUGCGUUUUUGUUCAUGCGGCUGGGUUCAUCGGUGGGAACAAGACCUUUGAUGGCGCCCUCGAGCUCGCGUUGAAGGCGCUGGACAUUUGAGUUAAAAGGGGUUUUACGGGCCGCCACCACCGAGUGGAUGAAUAGAUACCAGCAUGGUUCUUCUUCCGGCGUUUGACUAGGGAUACGUUAUUGCCUUCACCCAACAAAAGUAUGGCUGUUCUGAGGCAGGCGGCACUCAUAAAAGGAUACAUGGUCUGCUGGAAUUUUAGCAAUGGCAAGACAUUUCUGAUUCACGAUACUUUGCGUACAUAAAAAAGUAAAAAUAAAAACAAGCCCUCGAAUUGCGCCUC